Messenger RNA from Metarhizium acridum CQMa 102, 1479 nucleotides. The record is from RefSeq and is a predicted model, not a curated record. Lineage: Eukaryota; Fungi; Ascomycota; Sordariomycetes; Hypocreales; Clavicipitaceae.
AUGUCUGACGCUACAGUCACGCCGCAAGCGCGUGCUCAUGGCUGGAAUAUUCACUUCUUAGCUGGUAUAGAUCACUUUGCUGGUCUUUUUCACCCUCCCGGCUCAGGUACUUUGCGUUAUCGCCACAUUAUCGACAAGCUACGUCUCUGCUUUGAACUUCCUCAUAGCUCUUCAGCCCCAGAACCGAGUGAUCCCUGGAAGGGUAUUGCAUUCGGCCACGUUGGAUUUGUCAAUGCCGGCCCCGGGUGCGCAACGCACAUUCCCUAUCCAUCUCUCCGUCAGGAUAGUCGGUACCUUCCUCCAAACAAAGGUUCAAAGGACCCGAACUUUACUCAACUACCAUACCGCAAAACUAUACGACCUCGAGGAUCGCCGUCACCGUCAAAACGUUCCGCCUCGGGGUCCGUAUCUCCAACCAAAGACAAUUGUGGAGGCUCGCAAGCUGUUACUGGUGACGAUGACGUUACCAGUCUCAUCACCCCCCCAAUGAUGAUGGACAUGUCAGUUGAAGAUGCACGUCAAACCAUGGCAACCUUCCGUACUUCCUGUCUCGUUGAAAGUAAUAGAUGUGCUGUGAGCGGCAAGGGGCGAGGAUGGUGUGCCAGUCCAGCAGUUGGACCAGGCGUGCAAGCAUGCCAUAUCGUGCCCCAGCAACACUACCAUGUAUAUCCCCUGCCUGAAGCUUUCAGCAGCGAGCAGAGAUACAGUCAUCGUCGCCUUCGUGAAGCCUGGCGCCGCACAUGGCAAGCUAAGAAUGGCAUAUUGCUGUCCAAGACUCUUCAUGAGCUGUUCGACCUUAGACUGUUUUCCAUCCAUCCGGAUACGCUACGAGUCCGCAUCUUUGUUCCAUUCGACUUUCUUGAAGAAUAUCACGACAGGACUGCUCAGCUGCCACCGAACGUGGAUCGCAGAGCUUUGCGCCAUCAUUACGAGAUGUGUUGCAUCGAGAAAAUGGCUGCUGAGAUGCCCUUAAGGGAACAGAUAAUACAAUCUUACGCUGGUGCGAGGUCAAUCGCCGCGUCGACCUUGGAAUCUGACUCUCACAUUACCAGCAUGUCGCCUGAGAGCACCAGAGGUUUAAACGAUGAGCAGACCUCGGCGCAAACCGGAGACCCUUCGAAACGGCGUGUCCGGCAAGCGCAAGAUAAUGCAAACACACCGGAUUUAGCAAGCCAUAAAUCUGCUUCAUUCUCAGCAAACGAAAUAUCAGCGGUUACACCAGACUUCGACAAAUACGGUCCGGACAACCAAGUUAUGCUGGAAAGAUGCAAACGAUGCACCGUGGCGGGACCUAGCACCUAUCCCCGAAAACGGCAGCGAAUUCUAAAACGUGAAAAUUCUACUUGGACUGGUGUAGCAGAUAACAAGGCACUAAAUGAUGCUCUAGACCUGCACGUAUUUGCAUCUAUGCCGCUUAGCAUUGAAAGAUUUCUGGCUGAGAGGUCAAACUUGACAGACGAUGAGGACACUCACGACUAA